Molecule: messenger RNA, 1200 nt
Organism: Theileria equi strain WA
Lineage: Eukaryota; Apicomplexa; Aconoidasida; Piroplasmida; Theileriidae
Exons: 4
Coding region: 136-1200 (354 amino acids)
Source: RefSeq, a predicted model, not a curated record
ACUAUACAUUCUCUGUGUAAGUUGCAGGUUGUUGCAAAAUUUACGGCAAAGUUGUCCAUUUGUGUAUAAUGUGUCUAGUACAAGGGGUUUGGACCGUUUAGCCUUGGAGUAGAUUGCAAACACUUGACGCUCAGGAUGGAGCAAAUCUAUGAUGAAAAUGCACAGCUCGACCAAGUUUCCGAGAGUGACUUGCUCGGGCAGGUCCCUGGUGGUAGCGUCGAGUCCUUUGAUACUGUUCAAUCCGAAAGCGAGUCCACAGAGGGACAACACAGCGAAUCCGAUACCAAAAUAAGUGGAGAUGAAGUUACACAAGAAAAUGUAAAGAGUGAGGAGGAUGUACAGGCUGAUGAAGAAACAGAGCCACUCAAGAUCGAAGUUGUCGCAAAAUGCGCAGAAUGUGGUGACGUAGAAGGUGUUUUAAUAACCUGUGAAGGUUGCAAGCUCAUGUAUCAUAAUGAAUGUUUGUUGGAAGCCUUCAGGCCAAAAGUCUUGGCUGGGUGGACAUGCCCACAAUGUCAGUGGAAGGAAUCAAAGGCAGCUGAAGCUGUUCCAAAGGAAGAGUCUGAAGCUCAGCAGGCGGUCCCGGUUGUCAAAAAUGGACGUCCUGGGAGAUCUUCAAUGAGCCCAAGUAGAGUCCCAGAAGAUGUAGCUGAACGCAAGAGGAAGAAGCCAGCCUCUGAGGGUUCAAAUUUCGCCACAAAAAUCAACAUUGGAUUUAACCAUCAAGUACCAUUCACACCCGCAUUUUUCCUAGAUGACUCGUACAAUUCACGGAAUACGAGACAUGAAUGGGCAAGGCUGAUGUACUCACCAUAUCAGCUUGAAAAAAUUAGACGCAGAAAGAUUCAGGAAGGCUGCCAAGAUGCAGUUGUCAAGAACGAGUUUGAAUUGGCCAAUUUUAUUCAAAUGUGCGCCAAGAGCUGGAAAAACAGCCCUGGAUGGCAUCCAUUUUCGCCAGAAUUUGCAUAUAAAAUUUUGCACUUUGCGGACUAUGACCCAAACAAGGCACUCAAGUUUAUGAACGACCCCAACUUUAACUUUUCGUGCGUUUGUGACCCCCCUACUCGUCGCUAUGACAACAAAUGGAAGCCAAAGGAUAGGAGAGGUCAAGUGCCUACAAGUCCGUACCCACCACCGGUCACACUUCGCGGAUAUCUACUCAGAAGACACACUGUAUCAGCAAAUAAGCAAAAUACCUAA